Acaulospora colombiana is the source of this 798-nucleotide messenger RNA. The record is from the annotation of a GenBank genome assembly. NCBI's taxonomy places the organism in Eukaryota, Fungi, Glomeromycota, Glomeromycetes, Diversisporales, Acaulosporaceae.
AUGGGAUGCAAGACCAGCAAAAUCACUCAUGAUUACGACUAUGAGAAGGCUCAUUCGAGACCCGACUCGCCCUCCAUCUAUAGCUCGCAAAACCACAGCACACCUUCCCACUCUCGGAACCACUCGCGCAGCAAUAGCGAGGACCGGCCACCCCUAGGCUCCAAGUUCUCCGACACAAACUCUAUCCCUCCUCCCGUCCCUGAGAAAUGGUCUCCUGUGGGCAUGUCCAAAGCCAGACUACUUUCCAUGCUCAAUUCACAUGGUGGGAUGAGAGGCGAGCGCACUUGCUUUUCGUGCAACCGUCCUCGUCUGCCCGACCAACCCUGCUUUUCCUGUCUCCGCGAAAAACCAAAACCUCGACGUCACCGAUCCCGCCGUAACGCUCAGGUAUUGAUUCCGAGGAUGAGCAUUUACACAAAGCAGAAGAGGAGACGGUCGACUAGUAGCGAGACCAGUGAUUCGUCUUAUGAGCAGCAACAGCCGUUACGCCGGGUAGAAGAGGAACAGGCGCCGUGGGUCAAGGCUAGGCAUGGAGUGUUUGUGCCUGCAAGAGUGGCCAGUGAGCUCAGUGCGAGUAUCACCGAAUAUGAGGAGCGCAGUCGACGUAUCGAGAGCACAUCCACCUCUACAACCACCACCCAACAAAUGAACGAAAUGUACGCCCGCGGUGGGUACGUCGUCUCGGCGGAAGCUUACUACUCCAGCUUGCCGCUACCCGACAUCCCUACCCAAUACGCACCUGAGAAUAAAAAGGGUCGACCAAAGGCAAAGGCUCGCAAAGAACCUGUCUGGAUAUGA